Messenger RNA from Adineta ricciae, 1605 nucleotides. NCBI's taxonomy places the organism in Eukaryota, Metazoa, Rotifera, Eurotatoria, Adinetida, Adinetidae. The record is from the annotation of a GenBank genome assembly.
AUGGUCGAAGUAAAAUUAUGCGUUGGAAAGUUAGAUGGAACAACGGAAUACCGUCGUAUAGGCAUUCCUGUUCUAACGCGUUCCACUGAUGUUUUAUCUGUUCUACGUGCUAAACUUUCUCAAUUGUUUCCUGAGUUAACCGCGGACUCGAACGGUACUGACGUUGAGUUUCAAUAUGAAGAUGACGUUCAUGGCCUUGUAUUAGUAACAUCAUCGAGCGGAAUCAAUGAAGCGGCGCGUGAUCAAGCCUCACGUCAGCAAGUUCUUCGUGUCUUCGUUAAAUUUCUAAAAGAAGAUGGUGCUCUACUGAAGUAUCUUCCACCCAAACAUGUUGGUGUUAUUUGUGAUGGUUGUAAUCGUUCACCGAUUAUUGGUGUUCGUUAUAAAUGUCUCGAAUGUUUUGACUAUGAUCUCUGUGAAUCGUGUGCCGAUCGACAAUUAGUUCAUGCUCAUCAUGUUAUGGCAAAGAUUCGUACACCACAUCAAACUGAUGUUGUUCAAAAGCUUUGCACAAUGGCUCGAGCAAAUACUUCCUCAUAUAAUAAACAACGACAAGUACCAAUGCCUGAAUUAGUUAUCAAUCAGCCAUUAGAUAUUGAUAAAGAGAAAUGCUAUAAUUCUAAUGCAACACAGACAAGUAUUGAUGAAGAUAAUGAACAAAUCGAAGAUGAUAUUGAAAUUAUUCCAAACAGUGCUCUACAAGAUGAUUUUGUUCAGUUAGAUUUACAAGAAUACAAUGAACAAUCAAAUAUCCAAAUCAUAUGUUUACACAAUAAGUUGUACAAACAGAGAAACAACGAACUGUGGCAUCUGCUAAGUGCGCAGUAUCUGUGCGAAGUUAGUGAAUGGAAGAAAUCAGAUGUCGGACAGAAUGAUUCAAUGCGGCCUGAUUUAACAUCCAACAUUCAUCAGUUGUUCAAUCAACUCAAUGUGGAUUAUUUUAGUGAGCAACUUUCAUCUACUUGUAUUCAGUGGGAUCAGCGAACAAACGGCUGCGGAGCAGUUUGUCUCUAUCAAUCAGAAGAAAACUCUUGUCGAAUUACACUCAGUGAACCUUUGUUAAGAUCACGACCACGAACAGAUCUGAUUGAAACUCUACUUCACGAAAUGAUCCAUGUUUACUUGUACAUUACAAAACAAAUACGAGAUCGUCGUAUUCACAAUGAAGAUUUUCUCUAUCACAUGUUACGAAUCAAUGAUCUGAGUGGCAUGAAUAUCAAAGUUUAUCAUAAAUUUGUAGAUGAACUUUGCGGACACUAUUGGUGGCAAUGCAAUGGUAUAUGUAAAAACUGGAGGCCAUUCUACGGUUAUUUUAGACGACCAGUAUAUCGACAACCAUCGUACCGUGACUACUGGUUUAGUGAACACAAACGUUGUUGCAACGGACAAUUGAUGAGCGUUAAAGUAGUUGCAAACGAAGGGAAAUUGCAGACCAUUACUCCUCCAGUAUACAAAUACAAAUUAUCCACCAAGACACGUGAUGAACUCGCCGACAUCCAGUAUACUGCAGACGAGAGUGAAAGUGAAUCAUCGGCAUCGGACGAAUAUCAGUUUUGUCAAGAAGAAGUUCGACGAGAGAAUUUCACAGAUUCAUUGGAAUAUUAA